AUGCUGGGCAUGUAUGUGCCGGACAGGUUCUCCCUGAAGUCCUCCCGGGUUCAGGACGGGAUGGGGCUCUACACGGCCCGCAGAGUGAGAAAGGGUGAAAAGUUUGGACCCUUCGCUGGAGAGAAGAGAAUGCCUGAAGACCUGGAUGAAAAUAUGGAUUACAGGUUGAUGUGGGAGGUUCGGGGGAGUAAGGGAGAAGUUCUAUACAUUUUGGAUGCUACCAACCCACGACAUUCCAACUGGCUUCGCUUUGUCCAUGAGGCACCAUCUCAGGAGCAGAAGAACUUGGCUGCCAUUCAAGAAGGAGAAAACAUUUUCUAUUUGGCAGUUGAAGAUAUAGAAACAGAUACAGAGCUUCUCAUUGGCUACCUGGACAGUGACAUGGAGGCUGAUGAGGAAGAACAGCAAAUUAUGACAGUGAUCAAAGAAGGGGAAGUUGAAAAUUCUAAAGGACAAUCAACAGCUGGCAAAAAAGAUCUCCUUGGCUGUAAAGAGGACUAUGCCUGUCCCCAAUGUGAAUCGAGUUUUACCAGUGAGGAGAUUCUUGCUGAGCAUCUUCAGACACUGCACCAGAAGCCCACAGAGGAGAAAGAAUUUAAGUGCAAGAACUGUGGAAAGAAAUUCCCAGUUAAGCAGGCUUUGCAAAGACAUUUUGAGCAGCACCAGGAGACCUGUCAGGGGGAUGCCAGGUUCGUGUGCAAGGCUGAUAGCUGUGGAAAGAAGCUGAAGAGUAAGGAUGCUCUGAAAAGACACCAGGAAAAUGUCCACACUGGAGAUCCUAAGAAAAAGCUCAUAUGUUCAGUGUGCAAUAAAAAGUGUUCUUCAGCAUCAAGCCUACAAGAACAUAGAAAGAUUCAUGAGAUAUUUGAUUGUCAAGAAUGUAUGAAGAAAUUUAUUUCAGCUAAUCAGCUAAAACGUCAUAUGAUCACUCACUCAGAAAAACGACCGUAUAAUUGUGAAAUUUGUAAUAAAUCUUUCAAGAGGCUCGAUCAAGUGGGUGCCCACAAAGUAAUACACAGUGAAGAUAAACCUUACAAAUGCAAGCUGUGUGGAAAGGGAUUUGCCCACAGAAAUGUUUACAAGAAUCACAAAAAGACCCACUCUGAGGAGAGACCAUUCCAGUGUGAGAAAUGUAAAGCUUUGUUCCGGACCCCAUUUUCUCUGCAGAGACACCUGCUAAUACAUAACAGUGAGAGGACCUUCAAGUGUCAUCACUGUGUUGCUACCUUUAAACGGAAGGAUACAUUAAAUGUUCAUGUCCAGGUGGUCCAUGAAAGACACAAGAAAUACAGAUGUGAGCUAUGUAAUAAGGCUUUUGUUACACCUUCAGUGCUUAGAAGUCAUAAGAAAACACAUACAGGAGAAAAGGAGAAGGUCUGCCCAUAUUGUGGUCAGAAAUUUGCCAGCAGUGGGACACUGAGAGUUCAUAUCCGGAGCCACACAGGUGAGCGUCCCUAUCAAUGUCCUUACUGUGAAAAAGGAUUCAGUAAAAAUGACGGACUGAAGAUGCACAUUCGUACUCACACAAGGGUUUGUGACUUGGCUUUUAGCCUGAAGAAAAUGCUGAUCCGACACAAGAUGACUCAUAAUCCCAAUCGUCCACUGGCAGAAUGCCAGUUUUGCCAUAAGAAGUUUACAAGGAAUGACUACCUCAAAGUGCACAUGGACAAUAUCCAUGGUGUAGCUGACAGCUAAUGGUAGCUGUAAAGGAAUUAAACCAUCCAGAAGAGCUUCUAAUAUGAAUCCCAGAUUUUUCUCACCUGAUCAGCAUAACAGAA
This is a messenger RNA of Cynocephalus volans (Philippine flying lemur), 1778 nucleotides long. It is a transcript of the gene PRDM5, whose product is annotated as PR/SET domain 5. Gene Ontology annotation, biological process: regulation of DNA-templated transcription. The transcript has 14 exons. The record is from RefSeq and is a predicted model, not a curated record. Gene Ontology annotation, molecular function: protein binding; DNA-binding transcription factor activity, RNA polymerase II-specific; RNA polymerase II cis-regulatory region sequence-specific DNA binding. Lineage: Eukaryota; Metazoa; Chordata; Mammalia; Dermoptera; Cynocephalidae. The coding region runs from base 1 to 1695 and encodes 564 amino acids.